AUGUCCGAGAAGGACCUUGAAGUAAGCUCCUUUAGAGCCAAUGUCGUGUCAGACGAUGACAUGGCCACAGUCGGUUCGGCCCAAUCGUCGACCCGCUCGUCGCCGACACGACGACAGCGGAAAAGGGUCCUUAAUAUAAGCUCAGACGGGUUGAGCAGCAGCUCCGGUUCGGAGACUCAGGGCCCGUCAGUUGCGAAGCCCAGAGCCGUGACGCCAUCAAAGCGUGGAAGGGGACGCCCUCCGACCACGAGGCAGUGCGUUGGCAUGGCUGCUGCCAGGAAGGCGUGCCUUAGGGCCCAAAGAGAGGAGAGGGAGUUCACAGAGAGCGCGCGCACCACGCGCCAGAAGAAGAGAGCGGCUGAGGGAUCUGUCCCUAAGCCUGAUGCCGAGCGUAGGCUCCAUCAGAGUGCUGAGGUGGCUCUGACGGUGGCCGCCAAAUCUAGUAGCCCGAAGGGCACGUAUGUGCGUGCAUUGAAGGAGUUGGCGGCCACCGUCAAGGAGGCCACGGAGGACCUUGUGGGCCGCACCGCAACUGAAGAGGCUGAAAGACUGCGUGCGAUCAACGCCAAGCAGGAGCAGGAGAUCCUACAGCUUCGCAAGGAGCUUGAUGAAAUUAGGAGGGAGCUGGCUACGGUCUCGCAGGUGCUAGGAAAUGCACCAGCCGCAGCCCCGGCCCCAAACACCGAAGAAGAAGAGGAGGAGUUGCGCCUCCAGCGCAUUAUGCGAGCUGUCGGCACGAUGCUCGACGCUCGCUUUGCGGGGCUGGAGGGACGGCUUCUACCGGAGCCGCGAAUGCGACCACCGCUAGCGGCGGACAGGCGGAAGAGCCGCGAAAAAUCACCGGACCCUCCUAUGGUCGUAGACGCUACACUGAAUUCGGCACCAUUAUUGAAACCAGUGCCACCUACAACAUCGGCGAAAAAGAGGAUACGAGGCCCCAGAAGAAAAGCCACUGCGCAAGUGGCUCCACCUGGAACACCCACCCUCCUCCCGGCUCCAGCUUCCUUGAUCGAGAGCUGGUCAACGGUCACCCGUAGGGGCACUCGGCCGAGGGAGGGAGCAGUGAGGACGGCUCCAGUGGUAGCACCCGCUGAAGCGGGAAAGAAAAACCCGUCCUCUGCAAAGAGGAAAGAGAAGAAGCUGCGUCCUCCGCGCUCUCAAGCAGUUGUGCUCAAGCUGCAGCCGGAGGCUGUAGAAAGAGGACUCACAUACCGCAGCGUACUCGCCGAAGCGAGAGCCAAGGUGGACCCCGGGGCACUCGGAAUCCCCAACCAGCGCAUCCGGUCUGCAGUGACUGGGGCCAAGGUGUUGGUAGUGGAAGGUGCUGAUCAGAGCGCCAAGGCUGAUCUCCUGGCCCAAAAGCUUCGUGAGGUUCUGUCCGCGGAGGGGGUCAUCGUGACCCGGCCAGUGACGACUGCAGCCAUCCGCAUCAGCGGGCUGGAUGACUCCUUGACGCCGGAGGAAGUAGCCGCUGAGCUCGCCCGGAUUGGCGAAUGCACUCUUGAAGCGGUGAAGAUCGGAGAGAUCAAGUCUGGCCCAAGUGGGAUGGGUCAGGUGUUGGUUCGGUUGCCCGUCGCUGCCGCGACGAAGGUCCUCGCCGUACCGAAAUUGAGGGUCGGUUGGAGCGUGCUCCGCGCUCAUCUGCUAGAGGCUAAGAAGCUACAGUGCUUCCGAUGCCAUGAGCUAGGUCACGUGAGCGCUCGAUGUCCGUCGUCGGUCGACCGCAGCCGUGAUUGUUACCGGUGCGGCCAGACCGGCCACGUAGCGUCCGGCUGCUCUCUGGCGCCACACUGUGCUGUAUGUGCCUCUGCCGGCAGACCGGCGGAUCACGUCUCCGGGAGCAAGGCUUGUGCCAAGUCCCCGAGACCGAGACCUAGAAGAGGAGCUUCCGCUGCGCUUGAGAAUGCGCGGAGGCAGCCCGGUGCUCCGCCCAGGUUCGACGUUGUCGAGAGAGGUUGCGGCUUUGUUGCUGUCCUCUGGGCCGAGGUAUUCAUAUUGGGAGUGUACUUCUCCCCAAACAGGACGCUCGCCGAGUUUGAGGUUUUUCUCAACGAGCUCAGCCGCGUCGUUGGGAGGUCGCACUCCCAACGGAUACUCGUUCUCGGGGACCUCAACGCCAAGUCAUUGGCUUGGGGAUCCUCGAGGACGUGCCCCAGAGGUAGGGCGGUGGAGGAGUGGCUGGUCGGAAGCGGUCUUCUCGUCCUCAAUCGUGGCGCAGAACUCACGUGCGUGCGACGUUUGGGCGGGUCCGUGGUUGACGUUACAUUUGCCACGCCCGACGUGGCGAAUCGCGUACGCGGUUGGGCCGUGAUGGUCGGCGAGGAGACGCUCUCCGACCACCGCUACAUUCGUUUCGGUGUCGCAGUGCCUCUGGCGGAGUCUAUCCAGGGCUCUUCCUUGCUCUGCGGUGGCGGCGCGGGGGGUCCUCGUUGGGCCCAGAAGCGCCUCAACGUCGAGAGGUUGUGUGAGGCGGCUGUAGUCCAGGCAUGGCGUCUUGACUCGCUUGGUGAGCCAGCAGACGUGUGCGAGGGGGUGGAGCAUCUGCGCGAGGCGAUGUCGCGGGUGUGCGACGCCGCUAUGCCUCGCAUUAGAGCUCUCGCUCCUAAACGCAGAGUCCACUGGUGGACUGAGGAGAUCGCUAGCCAGCGCCGGUUGUGCGACGUCAGUCGUCGCGCAUACCAACGGUAUCGACGUCGAAGAACGCACCGGGACCCCGAUGAGGAGGACCGACUGUACGAGGUGUACAGGAUGGCCAUAAGGGCCCUGCGCGUGGCUAUCGGGGAGGUGAAGGAGGCUGCUUGGAACGACCUACUAGCUUCGCUCGACUGUGAUCCGUGGGGGCGGCCCUACAGGCUGGCGCGCAAUGUGCUCCGCCCUUGGGCCCCCCCCGCAACCAGCACCCUGCCGCCGGAGACAUUGCAGCGGGUAGUCGGGGGUCUGUUUCCGGAUUUUACCGGGACGGCCUUCGUCCCCCCUGUGAUGACGACGAUGCGGGUUGCUGAUGGCGGGGAGCCUGCGGACGUUUCGCAGGCGGAGUUUGAAUCGGCUGUGCAGAGGAUGCGGGCGAAGCGCACGGCUCCCGGUCCCGAUGGGAUCUCGUCCCGAGCAUGGGCGCUCGCCUUGACGGGCGAUGGUUUGGGGCCUGCCCUCCGAAGGCUGUUCAGCCGGUGCCUCCGUGAGGGCAGGUUCCCAGAGCCAUGGAGGACUGGUCGGCUCGUCCUUAUUCCUAAGGAGGGUCGGCCACGUGACGAACCGAACGGGUACCGCCCAAUCGUCGUGCUGGACGAGGCCGGUAAGCUCUUCGAGCGCGUCAUCGCUAAUCGCCUUGUCCAGCACCUGGAAAACGUUGGGCCUGAUUUGGCUCCUAACCAAUACGGUUUCCGGAGGGGUCGCUCGACCGUGAACGCGGUCUUGCGUGUCCGCCAUCUCUCCGAUUCUUUGCGUAAUUUGGAUUCAACUACUAGGCGCGCAUUCGAAAACAAAAGUGUACCGGGUGAUCUUCCGACAUUUGAGGGUCUUAUCGCUUUCGUGGAAAACCAGGUCCGUAUCCUGGAGAUGUCGGAAAAUGAUGUGAUCCGUAAAUUUCAAAAUCUUUCACUUGCUGAUCCAACUUUUGGUACAUCGGGUCCCAUCGACAUGUUAUUGGCCGGUGAUCUAUUUCCUCAAAUUUAUGAUGGAGAAAAGAUCAUGCCACAAGAUAAGAACAUGCCAGUGGCUUUGCAUUCCAUUUUCGGCUACGUCAUUGCAGAACGUAGAUCGCUGUUUGUGGAUGACAGCAGAAAGGCUCACGACAUUAUUAUUAAAAUCGUACAAAGUAAUUCAUUUGUGGACGACAUUAUGGCCUUACAAAAAGAGGAGUUCCAAGUGCUGACGGCGGCACAUGUUGUGAUCGGGCGGGAAUUGUUCGCUGUACCGGUAUUCGAUAUCAUACCAUCCAUAGCCCUCCGAGUAUUCGAUAUUACAGCAAGAUCCAAUGAUAAACUGAUAUUGAAAUAUAGGGGAAAUAUUAAUAAACCCCCAGUGCUUUAUGGAGUGUUAGGAUUCCAGUUCGAAUUGUGUCCGUUUAUAUUGCAGAGCUAUUACGGCUAUUAG
Molecule: messenger RNA, 4092 nt
Organism: Bombyx mori (domestic silkworm)
Lineage: Eukaryota; Metazoa; Arthropoda; Insecta; Lepidoptera; Bombycidae
Exons: 7
Coding region: 1-4092 (1363 amino acids)
Molecular function (GO): catalytic activity; zinc ion binding; nucleic acid binding
Source: RefSeq, a predicted model, not a curated record